AUGAUGGACUCCAAGUCCGAGUUGCUAUCUUUUCCGGGGGAGGCCUCGGAUUCGAUCUCGGAGCCGGCUCAAGCACAGGGAUUGAGCGGAUUGGUCAACAGCAUAAAGAUGAUGACUAGUGGAGUGGCGCCCGAAGCAGCUACAUCCAGUGUCACAGCCAUAGCCGCUCCGGUUGCUUCCUCACCACAGAAAGAUGGAGAAAUACAUGAUUUACCCAGGAAUACUCCAGAAGAGGUGAUCAGAGACAAAGAAGAUGAUGCUAUGCAGGAUCUGCCAGCGGACUCGAAACCAACUUCGACCAUCUUACAGAGCCAAGGAGCCGAGACUAGACCACUAGUCAAGCCGAAACUGGCGACACAGUCACCAAGAGCUCCGAAACCGCGUGCUUCUCCCACCAAGAUACUCGUUGACCCUCAAACUAAGCCUUCUUUAGACACUACAAAUGCUUCGGUGUACGGGGUAAAGAGCCGAAGGGGCCUUAUCAGAAGAGUGCCGAGUAUUUCUGGCUCCAUGAUGAGCUUCCCUGGAGACCCCAAUACAAGCAUCGGGAGUUUUGGAGCAGCAAGGGGAAGUAACGCCGUGUUUGACUCUGAGUCGAUAUCGAGUGAUUUCACGCUGAACUUUUUGUCAAACCUCUCAGCCAAAAGAGGCACUUCGGGUUUGGGCAAAGAGUACUGGUUAGAAGACUCUUCUGCAGUAAGUUGUGGAUCUUGUGAGAAGAACUUCAACACCUUCAGAAGAAGACACCAUUGCCGUAUUUGUGGCAAGAUCUUUUGCGGAAACUGUACUUUGUUCAUUCCGGGGGAGAAGUUCAACUACACCGGCAAGAUGAGAGUGUGCCAUAACUGUCUCAAAUUUGCAGACCAAUACGACGACGCGGCCGCUUCAAGUGACGAGUCUGUGGCUGAUGAUACGAACAAUAGUAUGACCGUUAUACGGCCUAUAAAGAGUCAUGAUUCUACUAUGAGACCGAGGUCAAUGACCCCGUCCCUUCCAGACCAGCUGAGCACGAAGGAGAUGUUUCUAAACUCCUCCAGCCAGGCUGGAACUGGUGCUCCGCCAAAACCACCUCCGAUGCUCGCUAUUCCUGCUACCAGAAAGGGUGAGUCUGUUGAAAUUGACGUGGGUGGGCUCCAUCGUGGGGGCUCAGUCCACAGCUCGACCAACGGAAGAGUCACACGAUCAGGAACCAUGUAUUCGACCCAUCGCCAUGGCCAAAAUGCUUUCAACGAUACCGCGAAUCCGAACGGAGGGUUCAACUCUGGCACGAGACACAGAGACGACUCUGGUGCCGGAUUCAAGUUCUUCCAGCCAUACACAUCAACGAGCACCGAGACAAACAGCUCAGGCACCCCCACGCCUGUAAACGACCUGAGAGCGGAAAAAUCGCCGUUCUCGACGAACGAAGAUGCUAUGAGCAAUGCAAACUUAUCAAUGAUAGACGAUGCUGAUGAUGAUUCCGAGCGGAGCGACGGAGAACAGACCAUGGAGGCUUAUUCCUCGUUGAUGAUGGGAUCAUCAUCCAAUCUGAUGCAGACCGGAAGAAGCUCUUCGAGGAUCUUCAGCGGUUCAUCUCUUUCAGAUCGUCAGGCGAGAACGUACAGGCACAAACACAGGAAUACUAAUAACUUUCACCGAAUGAAGAACAGACGAAUGAGCAAGAGCAUCUCGCGGGUUCAGAACAAUACGAUGCAGUUCGACAUGAAUAAUGUCUUCCCUCUUUCCUCUAGUUCGUUCAACUUUGGGGGAGCAGAGGAAGAAGAUUCACCGAAGAAACUAUUCAAAGCUUCCGAGGAAUUCAGAUCGGUUGCCGAGGUUCAUGCAAAAGGUAUUCUUCACCAGUUGUUGGUUGAUCGAAACGUGGAGAGGCUGGAAAGAUGGCAGAAGGUUCUCAUUGAGAUUCUGAAACCAAUCAUCCUGGUUAAUCCGGAUCUCAGAAACGGCGAGAGCUUUGAUAUUCCCGAGUAUAUCAAAUUGAAGAGAAUACCGGGAGCUUCGAUUGAAGACUCCUCCGUUGUGGAGGGUGUUGUUUUUGCCAGUGUUUUGGCUCUUAAGUCCAUGCAGAGGAGAAUAGUGAGUCCUAGGAUUGCCGUUAUUACGUUUCCCAUAGAGUUUGAAGAAGGUUCAGAGCUGCGACUCACUUCUUUGGAUCCUCUCAUCAACCAAGAAUCGGAGUACCUGAAAAAACUUGUCGGCAGAAUUGCCGCUCUAAGACCAGAUUUGGUGCUGUCUGCGUCUUCAGUCAAUGGCUAUGCUCUCGAACUCCUUGCCAAAGCAGGUAUUGCGGUUGCCAUGAAUUUGAAACCACAGGUCAUAGAACGAGUAGCUCGGAUGACUGAGGCCAAUAUCGUCACUUCCAUUAACAAACUAGCCACUGACCCAAAACUCGGCCAAUGUGACAUGUUCGAGGAGAAGACGUUUGUUUUCCAGAAGAUCAAGAGAACGUAUCUGUUUCUGACGGGUUGUGCCCCGGAGAGCGGUUGCACGAUUUUGAUUAGGGGUGGAGAUAUGGAACUGCUCAGGCAAGUCAAGGACUGUGCCAUUCUGAUGCUUUAUGUGGUCUUCAACAUCAAGCUGGAAUCUGCACUUCUUCGCGACGAGUUCUUGAUCGUUCCAGAGUAUUUGCCCACCACGUCAGAAGUUUCCAUAUACGAAACUCCCAUCAAUACCUUCCAUGAUUUCCAGAACGCAUUGGGGACGAGGCUGCUUUCCACGUCUCCCUGGGUGAAAUUCCGGGCGCCUUAUGUUAUUUACAAACUACAGGCUUUGGAGAAGCAGAUUGCAGAGAACGAGGAGUGUUUUGCUGAUUUCCAGCUUCAGUAUAGCCGACUGAAAGAGUUGGAUCUAAAACACAGGCAAGACCUCUUGGAUGCUCCACAGAAUGAAGUUAAUACCACCAAGAAACGCCUGAUAGAUCUCCUCGGAAACUGGCGCAUUACAAUAGAUGUCAGCAAAUUGCCGAACGGGCUGGACGAUCUACCCAGGAUUGUUCAAUACACCAGAGACUCAAAGAGUGUCCUACUACAUUCAAACUACGCCUCAGUGAUGCGGCAGUGGGAACUACUUUGGAAUACCCGCAAUGCUCAGUUUUUGGACCCCGUUACCCAUCAGGCGUUGGUGGUUCUUUACAGCAUGGUUUCCACCAAGAACGCUACUCCCUGCAUUGGUCCGUUCAUCCAAGAGUUGGACUACUACUGGGACACUGACAUGUGUUUGGGACAAUACAUAGAACAUGUGUGUCUCCAUGCGAAUGAUAUCUGUACAGAGGGGUGUGGUCUCCAGCUGAAGGAACACUAUCGGUCAUACGUGCACGCUUCUGGCAAAAUUGAUGUGGUUGUGGAGAGUUCACCGUGCCGUUUGGUCGGCUGGGAACACUGCAUUUUAACAUGGAGCUAUUGCAAGCAAUGCAGGACCACAACGCCAGUGGUUCCAAUCAGCGACAAUUCCUGGAAGUUCUCGUUGGCCAAGUAUUUUGAGCUCAGCUUCUGGUCACAGGAUAUGCAUGUAAAUGGCCCAUGCCCUCACAGUUUUUACAGAGACCAUAUUCGCUACUUUGGGCUUGAAAAUCUGGCUGUGAGAGUCGAAUUUUCUACCAUUGAGUGUUUGGAACUGGUUCCACCUCGUUUCAAGAUCAUGUGGAAGCCCGAGAUGUUGGCUAAGCUCAAACUGGAUAGCUACGAGCAGGUGGAGGCCAAAGCAGCUAAAUUCUUUGACAGUGUUCUGGAACGACUUACGAGAGUGAAGGUGGACAGUAUGACUGUUGAUAAGAUGGAAGCUGGACAGAAGAAGAUCGAAGAGCUUAAGGAAAAACUUGAAGCUGAACGUGCUGAGAUCAGCGCUGUUGCCCGCAAUAUCUACAACACUACAGAGGUUGAUAAGCAUCUUCAGAUGAAUUCAGUGAUCAGGUCUGUUCAGGAGCUUUCCGUUGAGUGGGACCAGAUUUUCCAAGCAUUUAUUGUGGAUUUCCUACCUACUGAGAAAGAUAUCACGAGAAUCACUGCUUUCCAACUUCGCAAGUUCUUUGCAGAUAAUAAGGAUGACAUGGAAGAAGAGAAGGAUGAGAAGCCGAAGAUGGAGGAUACUGAUGAGAAAUGGACUGAGAACAAGCUAGAGCUAGAAGGAGAGCAAGAUCAAGCGUCAAUUUUGAAUAGAGAUCCUCUCUCAAGGGCCCAAAGAGAAACUAUUGGGUCGCCUUCUCAGCCCAAAAAAAUGGGGGUUCUAGAAAAGGUGUCUCAAAUAGAGGCCAAAUCAAAACACGAUUCUGACCAUUCUCUAUCGCAGAUUUCCAGCCCUAGUCUUCCAGUUAGUCCCUCAGCGUCACCUACAAAAGCUUUUAGACCUUCUGGAAUCAGGCAUUUCACCAGUUCAACAGGAACAUUACCUACUCUUGGAAUCCAACCGGCUUUCAAAAUGCCAAUUCCGCUGAACACGGAGUUUGAACACGAAAUGCUCCGAGGAAGAUCUGCCAGUAUGGUAGGCAGUAAGACCAGAGACGGGAUCAGCAAACUGGGUCUCGAAGCUGAGCCAGGUUUGCCAGGAAAGGUCAAGAAACUGACUGACCAGUUUGAAGAGCUCAAUUUCCAAGAACUUUCCAAAGCUUUUGAGAUGCAAAGAGAGCUUGACAGACGAAAGAUGGACAGGCACAGAAACAGAGCUAUGCCUGUUGGAGCAUCUAAGCCGCUAGUAAAAGUGUUUGAGAAUGUUCAGGAUGCUGUCGGUGAAGAAAUCAGACCAGCUGGACUCCAUCGUCCUUCUGAGGACUCGCCAGAGAUGAACGUUCCGAAGACGGCAGAGGAGGCUGUCAAGAAAGAUUCUGUCUCUGGGCCAAUAGAACAGGAGAAGACGUCGCUGAUGAAGACAUUGGCACAUUUCUGGGCUGAUCGGUCUGCUACUUUGUGGAAACCAUUGGACUAUCCGCUGUUGCCUUCGGAGCACAUCUUCGUGGACUCUGAUGUCAUUGUACGUGAGGACGAACCCAGUUCCCUGAUUGCUUUCUGCUUGAGCUCUUCUGACUACGUCUCAAAACUUUCUUUAAUGAGAACUCAGCAAGAGGCCAGAUCUGCUGAAUGUGAUUCGGAGGCAGCAACUGCUUCCGAGUCUGGGGAAAUCAAGUCUGUUCGCUCUGAAAAUUCCAACGAGUCUCGCUGCGAGGCAGAAACCACCAUGCUCAAAAAGACGGGAAUCCAUCUCAAGUAUCAGUUCCAGGAAGGAAUUUCCACACUUUCGUGCAAAAUAUUUUUUGCAGAACAGUUUGAUGCCUUCCGCAGGCAUUGUGGCUGCGAUGAGAAUUUCAUCCAGAGUCUCUCACGUUGUGUCAAGUGGGACUCCACUGGUGGAAAAUCAGGCUCUGCUUUUCUGAAAACACUUGAUGAUCGUUUCAUAAUAAAGGAACUGAGUUCUGUCGAGCUUGAUGCUUUUGUGAGAUUUGCACCCAGCUAUUUUGAGUACUUUGCGCAGGCUCUCUUCCAUGACCUACCUACAGUUCUCGCCAAAAUCUUCGGGUUUUAUCAAAUUCAGAUCAAGAAUCCAGCCGAUGGCCGCAGUUUUACCAUGGAUGUUCUUAUAAUGGAGAAUCUCUUCUAUGACCGCAAAACCUCCCGAAUCUUUGAUUUGAAGGGUUCCAUGCGUAAUCGUCAUGUUGAACAGACUGGUAAAGAGAAUGAGGUGUUGUUGGACGAAAACAUGGUCGAGUACAUUUACGAGUCGCCCUUGUUUGUACGUGAGCAUGCCAAAAAGGUUCUUCGAGCCUCUCUUUGGAAUGAUACCCUUUUCCUGGCCAAGAUGAACGUUAUGGACUACUCGCUGGUGAUAGGAAUCGACGCAGACAAUAACGAGCUGGUGGUGGGUAUCAUUGAUUGUAUUCGCACAUUCACAUGGGACAAGAAGCUUGAGAGUUGGGUGAAGGAAAAAGGACUCGUUGGUGGUGGUGGUGCUGGAAAGGAGCCUACCGUUAUCACUCCGAAGCAGUAUAAGAAUCGGUUUAGAGAGGCCAUGGAGCGGUACAUUCUAAUGGUGCCCGGACCAUGGUACAUCAACACAAGAUGA
This is a messenger RNA of Kuraishia capsulata CBS 1993, 6045 nucleotides long. RefSeq lists its product as uncharacterized. Gene Ontology annotation, molecular function: 1-phosphatidylinositol-3-phosphate 5-kinase activity; ATP binding; metal ion binding. The record is from RefSeq and is a predicted model, not a curated record. Gene Ontology annotation, biological process: phosphatidylinositol phosphate biosynthetic process. The transcript has a single exon. Lineage: Eukaryota; Fungi; Ascomycota; Pichiomycetes; Pichiales; Pichiaceae. Gene Ontology annotation, cellular component: endosome membrane; fungal-type vacuole membrane. The coding region runs from base 1 to 6045 and encodes 2014 amino acids.